This is a messenger RNA of Leptopilina boulardi, 8176 nucleotides long. Its product is annotated as dystrobrevin beta-like. Gene Ontology annotation, cellular component: plasma membrane; synapse. The coding region runs from base 303 to 2570 and encodes 755 amino acids. Lineage: Eukaryota; Metazoa; Arthropoda; Insecta; Hymenoptera; Figitidae. Gene Ontology annotation, biological process: synaptic signaling. The transcript is spliced from 17 exons. Gene Ontology annotation, molecular function: zinc ion binding. The record is from RefSeq and is a predicted model, not a curated record.
UUGAUAAUUUUUUUUUUUAUAACAUCGUGAGAAGGAAAAGUCGUUCUUGACGCAAAGCGUCGCGCAUUGAAAAAAUAUUUGACAGCUGCUAUUUAAGAGAGUUAUUAUAAUAUAAAUAGGAUAAUAAAUCUCCCGACUAGUUUGAAUUGCGUAAUUGUGUCGCGUGCACUUCUUUGACUGCGUAAACGUAGUGGUUUUACAAUCGUUUGCUUCAAAUGGUUUUGUGGUGGCGGUGGUUGCCAGUGCAACUUGCACAUGAAGAAUUGUGGUAAUCCAGUCGACGACGACGAGUUUUGGUUGAAAUGGCUGAAGACGGAGCUAUUGGCUCUUCCGGCAGUAACAGCAGCGGUGAAGCUAGUCGACUCCAACUGUUGCAAGAGAUGCGACAACAAAAUUUUGACAGCAUACGUUUUGCUUCAUAUCGUACCGCCUGCAAACUCAGGUUUAUCCAGAAGAAAGUUCACAUGCACAAUGUUGACAUUUGGAAUGUAAUCGAGGCAUUCAGGGAAAAUGGUCUUAAUACAUUAGAGCCAUCGAGUUCACUCGGCGUAUCAAGACUUGAAACACUUUUGUCUUCCUUAUUUCAUGCUUUAAAUAAAAGAGUUCCAGUUGCGCAACAAGCUAAAGUUGAUACAACAACGGCCUUACUUAUGAAUUGGCUGAUAGCGGCAUAUAGUGGAGAGGGCAACAAAAUUUCGGUGUUUUCUGUCAAGGUGGCCCUUGCAACACUUUGUGCUGGCAAAUUAAUGGACAAAUUUCGAUAUAUUUAUUCACAAAUAUCUGACAGUAAUGGUCACAUGAUUCAUUGGAGAUUCGAUGAAUAUUUAAGAGAAGUUUUAGCUUUGCCGGCCGCUGUUUAUGAAUCACCUUCUUUCGGUUACUCAGAAUCAUUAGCGAGUUCGAUUUUUCUCCCGAACACAAAAGUCACUGUCAAUGAUUUCUUGGAUACCCUAAUGUCUGAUCCAGGACCCCAUUGUUUAAUUUGGCUCCCUCUUUAUCAUCGAGUCGCUGCUGUUGAAUCCGUGACUCAUCCUACCAUGUGUGACGCUUGUCACAAGGAAAAUUUCAUGGGAUUUAGGUAUCGUUGCCAAAAGUGUCACUCGUACCAACUUUGUCAAGAUUGUUUUUGGCGAGGAAAAGUUUCGGGUACUCACAACAAUGAUCAUGAUACGAGGGAGUACAGCAGUUUUAAGUCACCGAGUAAACAAAUUGGUCAUUCUUUGAGGAAGAGCUUUCGAUGUGUUCCCGAGAAGGGAAAAAAUCACAUACCAAGGUUUCCAGAACAGCCGGAAAAAACUCUGGAUUUAUCACACAUUGUACCUCCUUCACCGUUACCUUCUCAUAAUGGAUUUCCGGAUUCAGGAUUCAUGGCGCCUUUUGACGCUGGAUCCAUGGAUAGCCGUUCCACUUUACGAAGCAUGGACAGUUCAAGAAUGGACGACGAGCAUAAAUUAAUAGCUAGAUAUGCACAACGAUUGGCUCAAGAGGCACGAACUGUUCCUCGUGCCGCUUCCAGAAUGUCACAAGCGGAGCAAAUGCAAGGACGAGCACCAUCGGAUGCAAAUCUUUCAUCAUUGGAAACAUCGAGGGCGCAAAGGGAAUUGAUCUCUCAAUUGGAGGCGAAAAAUAAAGAAAUAAUGCGAGAGAUUGCAAGGUUAAGGAGACAACAAGAAAUCGAGGCAGCUGGGUUAGAAAAUCCCGCUUUGAUGUCGGAAUUAAGAGCUCUUAGGCAAAGAAAAGAUGAAUUGGAGAGUCAUCUGGCGACCCUUCAAGAUUCCAGGCGGCAACUUAUGGUACAACUCGAGGGCUUGAUGAAAAUGCUAAAGAAUCACCAAGCAUCACCGAGAUCGACACCAAACAGUUCACCAAGAAGUACAAAGUCUCCACCACUGCCACCGGGUGCAAUUCCCAGUAGUAGAUCAGCACCACCGACACCUGGUGGACCAUUGUCAACAUUACAGCAUCAAAAUCAACACACCAUGUCCCAAAGCUACCAAAGUCCAGUGCCCACAACGUCAGUAGCCAAUAUGUCUGGAAACGCAAUGCUAGGAACGGUACAGAAUCCUAUACCGGAUAGUCUCUCUUGUGUUGGAGGAGAUGUAAGGUCUGCGUUCAGGACAAACAGUUUACCCGGAAGUGGAUCGAGCAGUGGGAACAAUAGCUUGGGAAGAUCCUUAAGGAAUGAUUUGUUGGUAGCUGCCGACAGCGUCACUAAUGCUAUGUCGACACUCGUCAGGGAAUUAAAUUCAGACUCAGACCAGGAGGAUCAGUCUCACAACUUUGGCCGCCAUAACUUCAGAAAGCCGCUAGACUUCGAGGUCGCUGAAGAUGGUGACGACAGCAGUGGAGGAGGUAAUUCUUGGCGGGAGGAAUUACAACGACGCUAUCAACAGGAACACGACUUCUUGGCAGAAUUAAGAGCGAGAAAUGUUUACGCCUCAAGAACACCGUCAACAAAUUCGUGUAGUGAUCUCGAUAGAGGUGAAAGAGAAGAAGCUGAAGGCGAAAAAGAAGAUGACAGCGCCGAGGCACAAUGGGUUGAAGCCGUUCAUCGAUGGGUACAUCGGUAAACGUCACUUUCCCCCUCCCAAAAAAAAGUUUAGGCCUUUAUACUCGCGAAACAUUCAAUAUUAGAGAAUUUAGAGUCUCUGACUUUUUUUUGAAGAAAAAAAAAUUUUCGCUCAAAUAUGCAUUUAAAUGAAAAGAAACAAUAAAAAUUUCUUUAAAUAUUGAACGAAAAUUUCAAUUGUCAUAGUAUUUGAAAGAGACCGAAUAUUAUUAAAUAAUCAAAUCAUCAAAAUUAAGUAAAAAUUGUCAUCUAACAUACAUUUAAAGAAUUGUGAACAGAGGAAAGCAAACAAUUUUGUGAUUAUGUUUGACGACAAACUUACAAAUGUGUGUAAUUUGACAAAAAAUAAUACAUAUUUGUUCAAUCACUGAUUAAAAUCAAAAAAUCUUUAUAAAAAGCAAAAAUAGCAAAACUUUUAUUAGCAUCAUAUUAUGUAGAUUUUCAUAUAAUAAUCUCUUUAAAAUGAAAAAAAACGAGCGACAAUUAAUGCAAUGGACAAUGUUUGCUAGACUGCAAUUUACAUUUCUAGUUUAAAUCGAUAAGGCUGAAAGUUUUUAUAAUUCGAGGGAUUUUAUUAUAUACAAAAAAAUACAGAAAAAUUCUAUUUCCAUUUGGGAAAUACAAAAUAAUACGAAUUAUAAUAAUACUAAUAAUAUUAAUAGACAUUUCUUGACCAACGUUUUUCCAAUUCUUGAUACAACUAUAAACCUAUAUAAGCUUACUUAAAUGAACCAGACGUCGUUUUGUAUCUUCAUAUACAUAAAUAGAUAAUAUAAAAACAUUAUUAAAUUCAUGAGGCAAAUUUUUUAAGUGGUUCGUAAUAACUGACCAAAAAAAAUAAAGAAAUAAUAAUAUAGUUCUGCAAUAGAUGAUCAGCUCAAUCAAUAGAUUUUUUUUGGAUUAUUAGUGCUUGCCUCUCUCAGAUGGUGGUGCGAGGAUAUCGGAUUUUCAAAAUUCAAAAAGGUCGGAUACAAAGUGGAGGAAGAUUUUUUAAAAAAUUUAUUAAAUAACAGUUUAAGAAGUGACAUUUUUAAACGAGAAUGAAAACAAACAUGCCGGCGCAUAUACAGACAUUUCUUGAGUGUGCCUGUGCUCCAGGAGACAGCGCCAAUUCGAGCAAGUGACUGCUGAAUGAAAUUAAAAAAAUUAUAAAAUACAUUAUUUUACUAUUUAUUGCUUUAUUUUUAUUAUUCUUGCGUUAAGUUAUAGUAAAUGAGUAGAACAGCGAGGUUCCUUGUAGUUUCAAACCACAAAAAAAGUCCUUUACCCACAUAUCCUUAAGGGGGGUAUGGUUAAUUCGGAGUAAAAAAGGCACAUUUUUAAUAAUUUUUUUCGGUAAUUUGAAUGCUCAAAUGCUCAUAACUUCGUCAAUUUUGCUCCGAUCGACUUGAAAUUUUCACACAAUAUUCAUGAAAUAUUAUACAUUCAUUUAAAAAAAUUUUAAAAAUGCAAAAAAAAUUAAAUAUCAUACCCCCCCCCUUAAAACUCAUUACUUGGAGAUUUUCUUGAUUACUGAUUGUGACUUUUCUGUUAAAUUUGUAAAUAGUGACACUGAAAACUUUCAAAUAACGAGUUUCAAGCGUAUUUCAUCAAUUUUUAAAAAUUCUUCAGCUAUAUUGGAUUCACCAUUCUGAAUUUUGAAAAAAUAAUAUCGAAUUCGUAAUCAUGUACUGUUUUGCAGUUUUAGUUUUUUUUUAAUAUUUAUAUGAUCUGGGUAUGAAAGCAAAUAAUUAAAUUAAACUUUUAGUAUUUAUUUGAACAAAUUAUUAAUGUCAUUUCUUUUAAUUCAACACAUUUUGUGAAUAAAAAUUUGUAACUUUCUCUGAUUUAUGCAAUUUUUUUCUAUUAAUAUUAAUUGAUUGUGUUGAUAACUAUUUAAUUAGUAAUUUUCACAAUAGAAAUAUUAUAUUCUAUAUAUUAUAUUAUAUUUUAAUUUUAAAACGAAUAUAAUAAUUUUCCUCCACGAAAACACGAAAUGUUUGAUUGAACUGAGAUGUGAACAUAGAUAAAUUUUUCAUUUAGAAUUUCACAAAGUAUAAAUAAAUUCAUAUAGGUAUAUAUAAACGCUUUUUUGUUCAUUGCAAAAGAUCUAAAAAAAACAAAACAAAGAAAAAGAAAAAUUAUGUAUUAAAAUUUAUUCGCUUGAAAGUGACGCAUAUAUUAUUAUUAUAAAAAUAGGAAAAUUUAUAAUAUAUUGCUACAAGAUGUGUAUAAUUAUAUUGCCGAAUAUUUAAAUUAGAAUACGCGCGACAUAUAAAUAAAAAAAAGAUUUUUUUUCGUUUAUAGAAAAAAAGGUCGCAUUUAGUAUCGUUAUCAAAGCACAAGCUAUAUAUUAUAUAUUAUAUAUAUAUGGGGUAAAAUUCCUGUAGCGUACUAAGUGAAAGAAAGUUAAAUUGGAUCGAACUGUAACUAGCAAAUAGUUUAAUGUUAUAGGGGUGAGUACUUUAACCACGAAGUAUAUUGUGAGCUUUUUCCAAAAACCGUAGGAGAGGGAAAGGGUUGAAUUUUUUUGAAAAAUUUAAACAGUGAAUUUUUGAAGACUUGUAACUUUUAAACAGAAAGAUAAAAAAAAUUUGACCUAUAUGUUUUCGAAAGGUUUUUUCCUGCUGUUUUGAAUGGAACAAAAUUUUUUUUUAAAAUUCAAAAUUUAAUUUUUUUUUCAAAGUUAAAAAUGUGUAUUUUCACCACAAAAAAUAUUGAAAUGUCCUUUUUUGUUGUUUUCGAGAUAUAAAUUAAUUAAUUAAUAAAUUAAUGUUAAUAAAAAAUAAAAUAUUUUACAAAUAAAUGAAGCUAUUGCAAUUCUAAAGCUAGAUAAGAGAAUUUUUUAUAAACAAUUCUGUUUAAAAAUGAUAAGUUUUCCAAAAUACACUGUUUACAUUUUUCAAAAAAAUUCAACCCCCUCCCUCUCCUUCAGUUUUUGAAAAAGCCUAACAAUACUUCGUGGUAAAAGUACUCACCCCUAGGGCUAAACUAUGUGUAAGUGACAGCCCGAUCCGAUCAACUUUUUUUUCACUUAGCACGCUACAGGAAUUUUAUCCCAUAUAUAAAUACAGAUAAAUAGAUAUAUAUUUAAUUUAUUAUCGAAAAUUUAUUUACUACACCAAUAAUAAUUGUUUAAACGAUAUAUAUAUAUAUAUAUAUAAAUGAGCAAUUCCACGUGAGAUUGAGGGGUCUAUCCUCCGAUUCCUUCUAUACUACGUUUUUGGGUUGAGGUUAUGGGUCUAAUUGAAUUUUGAAAAAAAUAUUUAUUAUUUUUCGAGAUAUUUGCAUUAAAAAAAAAUUAGUGCAACGUUUUUUUUUAAUUAUUCAUAAUUUUUUCACUUUUAGUCCUAGCAAAAAGUUUCUUAAUCGUUUUUUGCUCAGACAAUAUAUCAAAGUUUAAGAAAAAAAAUUAAUUUUAAAAAAUUAAAUUUUUUAAAUUCAUUUAUUUAAAAAAUUAAAUUUGUUUUUAAUUUUUAAACUUGUUAUCGGGCUCCGUUUAAGCUGAAAAAAUUCAUGAACAUUUCUUAAUAUGAGCUAAAGCAAUGUGCCAAAUUUGGCGAAUACCCUAUUUUUCGUUUUCGAGAUAAUAAUUAAUUAAUAAAAAUUAAUGAAAAAUGAAAUAUUUUACGAACAAAUAAAAUUAGAAUAAUUUUAAAAACGCCAUUUUAAUGCUUAUCAAAAUCCGCAUCCAACGAGCCCUAUAUGAACUAUUUCGGAUGAACGGAUUUUAAAUUAAUAAUUAAUAACAUUUGAAAGAGUGAAGAUAAACAGUUAAUUCUUUUUGUUUGGAAGAUCAUUUAAUUAUUUGUCAAAUAAGACCAUUGCAAAUAGCAUUUUUAACAAUAUAAAUUAUUAACAGAUGAUUAUUGAAAUUCGCUUAUUAAACACCCUACGGCACAACUUGGCGUAGGUUUUCUACCAUCUCGGCACGGUAUUUUUCGGUCUUUCUCUAAAUAACAUUUUAGAAUUAAUUUUCGAUUCUUAAUAAUACUUAAUAUUCUUUUUUUGACACAGAAUUAGUUGCUCUUCCAAACAAAUAAAAAUGAACUGUUUAACGUCACUCUUUCAAAUGUUAUUAAUUAUUAUAAUAUUUAUUAUUAUUAAUUAUUAAUUUAAAAUCCGUUCAUCCGAAAUACUUCAUAUAGGUCUCGUUGGAUGCGGAUUUUGAUAAGCAUUAAAAUGGCGUUUUUAAAAUUAUUCUAAUUUAGUUGUUCGUAAAAUAUUUCAUUUUUUAUUAAUUUUUAUUAAUUAAUUAUUAUUUUGAAAACAAAAAAUAGGGUAUUCGCCAAAUUUGGCACAUUGCUUUAGCUCAUAUUAAGAAAUGUUCAUGAAUUUUUUCAGCUUAAACGGAGCCCGAUAACAAGUUUAAAAAUUAAAAACAAAUUUAAUUUUUUAAAUAAAUAAAUUUAAAAAAUUUACUUUUUUAAAAUUAAUUUUUUUUCUUAAACUAUAUUGUUUGAGCAAAAAACGUUUAAGAAACUUUUUGCUAGGACUAAAAGUGAAAAAGUUAUGAAUAAUUAAAAAAAAAAGUUGCACUAAUUUUUUUUUAAUGCAAAUAUCUCGAAAAAUAAUAAAUAUUUUUUUUCAAAAAUUUUUUUACUCAAUUAGACCCAUAACCUCCACCCAAAAACGUAGUAUAGAAGGAAUAGGAGGAUAGACCCCCUCAAUCUCACGUGGAAUUGCUCAUAUAUAUAUGGGUUAAAAUUCCUAUAGCGUUCUAAGUCCUAAUUGAAGGAAGUGGAGGGGGUUGAUUUGUUUUAAAAAAUGUAAACAGUGAAUUUUUGAAGAGUUAUAACUUUUAAACAGGAAGAUGAACAAAAUUUUGUCCUAUAUUCUUUCGAAAGGUUUUUUCCUGAUUUUUUGAAUGGUACAAAAUUUUUUUUUUAAAUUUAAAAUUUGAUCCUUUUUUGGAAAUCAAAAAUUAAAAAAAUUUUUUUAAGAAGGUUGUCAAGCUAUCUAAUAGGAUUAAGAUUAUUCUGAAAUAUAAUAAAAUACGGUUCUACUAAAUUCUAUUUGAUUUUUUAAAAUUUUCUUAAUCAAAAUACACAUUUUUAACUUAAAAAAAAAAAUAAAAAAAAGACCGAUCUUAAAAAAAGUGAAGAAAAUUUUUGAUUUCCAGAAAAAAAUGAUUAAAUUUUGAAUUUUUUUAAAAAGUUUUUGCACCUUUCAAAGAGCAGGAAAGAACCCUUCGAAAACAUAUAGGUCAAUUUUUUUUCAUUUUUUUGUUUAAAAGUUUUAAGUCUUCAAAAAUUCACUGUUUAAAUUUUUCCAAAAAAUUCGACCCCCUCCUACAGUUUUUGAUAAAACCUAACAAUACUUCGUGGUUAAAAUACUUACCCACAGGGCUAAACUAUGUGCUAGUUACAGCCUGAUGUGACAAAUUUUUUUUCACUUAGUAUGCUGCAGGAACUUUACCCUAUAUAUAGGUUUUUGAUCUAUAUAUAAUGUUUGUAUGAAUUUGUUUCUUUACAAUCUUUAUGUGAGUUUCAUCCCCAAUUGUAUGGAUUUUUUUUUGUUGUCUUCUUCGUAUUAUAUGAAUUAUAAAUAUAUAUAUAAAAAAAAUAUGUAGACGUUACACGCGAUUCGAGUACUUAAUAAAUAGAGCGAUAGAAAACUUGUAUUUUU